This is a messenger RNA of Macaca mulatta (Rhesus monkey), 2655 nucleotides long. It is a transcript of the gene CASP6, whose product is annotated as caspase 6. The record is from RefSeq and is a predicted model, not a curated record. Gene Ontology annotation, cellular component: cytoplasm. NCBI's taxonomy places the organism in Eukaryota, Metazoa, Chordata, Mammalia, Primates, Cercopithecidae. Gene Ontology annotation, biological process: positive regulation of neuron apoptotic process; proteolysis; apoptotic process. Gene Ontology annotation, molecular function: cysteine-type endopeptidase activity.
GAAAUGAAGAGUUAGGACCUUGCUCUGGAUUAGGCUUUGGCUUAAGGGAAUGUGGCUGGUUUUAUCUUCUAUCCAGACCAACUAGAACUUUCUCCGUAUCAGCAAUAAGGCUGUUUAGCUUUAUUAUCUUUUGUGUGUUUACUGGAGUAGCAUUUUUAAUUUCCUUCAAAAUUUUUUCCUGUGCAUUCAUGACUUGGCUUUUCUCCUUUGCACUCACAACUCGGCUAACUGGAGCAAGAAGCCUAGCUUUCUGCCUACCAACAUUACUUCCUCACUAAUUUAAUCAUGUUUGCUUUUGAUUUAAAGUGACAGACUCUUCCUUUCAUUUGGACACUUAGAGGCCUUUGUAGGAUUAUUAGUUGGCCUAAUUUCAAUAUUGUGUUUCCAGGAGUAGGGAGGCCCCAGGAGAGGGAGAGAGAAGGGAAAGGUCAGUGGAGCAGUCCAAACGCAUACAGGGCUUAUGGAUUAAUUUCCCCUUCCCCUAUGAGCGCGGUUCAUGGUGCCCCAAAACAAUUGCAAUAAUAUUCAAGAUUACUGAUCACAGAUCACAAUAGCAGACAUAAUAACAAUGAAAAAUUUUUAAAUAUUGCGAGAUUACCAAAAUGUGACACAGAGACAAAGCGAGCCAAUGUUGAAAUACAGGCAGUAUCUGCUAAGUGGUAUAAAACAAUCUAUGCCUGUACCUCUAGAAAGGAAGAGUAGAUGUUUGGGGCAGCUGGGAUUAAAUGAGGCCGAGCUCACACAAGUGAUGUGAAAUUGCCUCGGGCUAGGCGGUCUGUGUGUAUCCCCUGGGUGGCAACUGGCAUGUCCCAGCCGGCCUGGGGGCGAAGACCGCGUACCUCUCCCCGCCCCCGCGCUCUUGGCCCCCGCGGGCUCCGGAGCGACUGGGAGGAGCUUUAACUCUGUGGGAAGGACCAGCACGAUCCACGGUAGCUACGGCGGCGCCAGAACCAACUGGCCCCACUCUCGGGGGCAGAGGGCGGGGCCGUCGAGGAAGGGCCGAGGGCGGGACCGGGAGCCUCUGGCUUCAGGAAGCGGAGGCCAGGGCGUCUGGCUGUGCGCUUGGCCGCAAUGAGCUCGGCGUCGGGGCUCCGCGGGGUGCACCCCGCAGGUGGGGAAGAAAACAUGACAGAAACAGAUGCCUUCUAUAAAAGAGAAAUGUUUGAUCCGGCAGAAAAGUACAAAAUGGACCACAGGAGGAGAGGAAUUGCUUUAAUCUUCAAUCAUGAGAGGUUCUUUUGGCAGUUAACACUGCCAGAAAGGCGGGGCACCUGCACAGACAGAGACAAUCUUACCCGCAGGUUUUCAGAUCUAGGAUUUGAAGUGAAAUGCUUUAACGAUCUUAAAGCAGAAGAACUACUGCUCAAAAUUCAUGAGGUGUCAACCUCUAGCCACGCAGAUGCCGAUUGCUUUGUGUGUGUCUUCCUGAGCCAUGGUGAAGGCAAUCACGUUUAUGCAUAUGAUGCUAAAAUCGAAAUUCAGACAUUAACUGGCUUGUUCAAAGGAGACAAGUGUCAGAGCCUGGUUGGAAAACCCAAGAUAUUUAUCAUUCAGGCAUGUCGGGGAGACCAGCACGAUGUGCCAGUCAUUCCUUUGGAUGAAGUAGAUAAUCAGACAGACAAGCUGGACACCAACAUAACUGAGGUAGAUGCAGCCUCCGUUUACACGUUGCCUGCUGGAGCUGACUUCCUUAUGUGUUACUCCGUUGCAGAAGGAUAUUAUUCUCACCGGGAAACUGUGAACGGCUCAUGGUACAUUCAGGAUUUGUGUGAGAUGUUGGGAAAAUAUGGCUCCUCCUUAGAGUUCACAGAACUCCUCACACUGGUGAACAGGAAAGUUUCUCAGCGCCGAGUGGACUUUUGCAAAGACCCAAGUGCGAUUGGAAAGAAGCAGGUUCCCUGCUUUGCCUCAAUGCUAACUAAAAAGCUGCAUUUCUUUCCAAAAUCUAAUUAACAGGGGCUAUCUUAUUUUACAAUUUAAUCUAUUGAAAAUGUCUUUCUCGGCCAGGCGUGGAGCGCACACCUGUAAUCCCGGCACUUUGGGAGUCUGAGGCGGGCGGAUCACCGGAGGUCAGGAGUUCGAGACCAGCCUGACCAACAUGGAGAAACCCCGUCUCUACUAAAAAUAUAAAAAAAAAUUUAGCUAGGCCUGGUGGCGCAUGCCUGUAAUCCCAGCUACUUGGGAGGCUGAGGCAGGAGAAUCACUUGAACCCAGGAAGGGGAGGUUGUGGUGAGCCGAGAUUGCACCAUUGCGCUCCAGCCUGGGCAAUAAGAGUGAGUGAAACUCCGUCUCAAAAAAAAAAAAAAUGUCUUUCUCUUCUUUUUAUAUAAAUAUCGUUAGGCUGAAGCAUUAUGGUCCAAUGAUUCAAAUGUUUUAAAGUUUAAUGCUCAGCAGAGAACUGCCUUUAAAAAAAAAAAAAAUUCAUGUUGGCCAUGGUGAAAGGGUUUGAUAUGCAGAAACAAAAUCCUCAGGAAAUUAGGUAAAUAAAAAUUUACAAGCAUUAAUAAACUGCAGGGUUACAUAAAAAUCUAGCUGAUUUAACUUGUAUUUUGUUACUUUUUUUAUAAAAGUUUAUUGUUUGAUGUUUUUAAAGGUUUUUGAAAUCCAGGAAUUAAAUAAUUAUCCCUUAAUAAAAUAUUUGAAAUUCAUAUUUUA